This is a messenger RNA of Eriocheir sinensis (Chinese mitten crab), 5817 nucleotides long. Its product is annotated as Golgi to ER traffic protein 4 homolog. Gene Ontology annotation, biological process: protein insertion into ER membrane. Gene Ontology annotation, molecular function: protein binding. Gene Ontology annotation, cellular component: BAT3 complex; cytosol. NCBI's taxonomy places the organism in Eukaryota, Metazoa, Arthropoda, Malacostraca, Decapoda, Varunidae. Bases 26 to 1015 code for a protein of 329 amino acids. The transcript is spliced from 8 exons. The record is from RefSeq and is a predicted model, not a curated record.
GGAGUUCGCGUCACUGUAAACAAACAUGGCUCCGGCGGGGAAGGGAGUCUCGCGGGUCUUGUCCAAAUUAAAGUGCUCGGUGGAGGAGGGGCGCUACUAUGAGGCCCACCAGAUGUACAGGACGCUAUACUUCAGGUAUUGCAGUCAACAGAAGUACGCUGAAGUCCUUGAUCUCUUAUACGAUGGUGCUUCACUCCUCUUAAGACAUGAACAGCAAACCAGUGGAGCGGACUUGGCCCUGUUGAUGCUGGAGGUGCUGGAGAAGUCAAGAACAGAACCCUCGGAGGAGAACAUCACAAGAAUAGCCAGCCUCUUCAGUCUCCUCAGUCAUGGCAGCCCCGAGCGCCAUCAAUACCUCGUGCGUGCCGUCAAGUGGUCAUGUGGGGAGCUACACAAAUUGGGCCACCCGAGACUUCACCAACUCCUCGCCCAAACGCUGUGGAAGGAGAAGAACUACGGGCCCGCACGCUACCAUUACUUGAGGUCAGAGGACGGGGGCGGUUGUGCUCACAUGCUGGUGGAGCUGCACUUGUUGAGAGGCUACCCCUCGGAGAUUGACCUCUUCCUUACCCAGGCGGUCCUCCAGUACCUGUGUCUGCAGAAGAAGGUCGCAGCCUCAGAGGUUUUCGAGACCUACACCAAAAGACAUCCCAACAUCACCAAACAGAGAGGUCCCCCUUUCAUCCUGCCCCUCCUCAACUUCCUCUGGCUCCUCCUCUCCACAAUUGAAAGCGGCAAGGUUGCUUACUUCACCGUUCUGUGCGAGCAAUACCAGCCCAGCCUAAACAGAGAUCCCUCCUACCGAGAGUACCUGGAUCGCAUCGGCCAGCUCUUCUUCAACCUCCCGGCCCCCAAGCCUCAGACUGGGCCGGGCGGAAUAUUUGGUAACCUCCUUCAGGGCCUUCUCGGGGGCGGCCUCGGGGAUGACGACUCCGAGGACGAGGGUCACAUGGGGGCCGCCUCAUCCUCGUCCUCGGCCCAGGCGGCGCCGCUGACCUCCGAGGAGCUGGACUAAUGCAGCUCUGCCAUAGGGUUGUUAAGUGCUUUACCUUUUCUCGGCGGCUGAGUGUGCUCUCGGCCGCCCCUGUACAGAGCAGCCGUCUUUUCUAACAGUCCGGAGGCGAUCCUUAUGCAAUGUACAUUACGACGAGACCUUCCACUAAGGCCUUUUGUAUAGACAUUGCACAGGCUUUCUUGAUUUACAUUAUAUUGACUUUUCCUCUCCUUCUCUUCUAACUAACCUUAUAUUGACAUUUUUCCUUUUCUUUCCUUCUCCUUUUCCUUCCUAACUAACCUUAACAUUAUUAUGAGACCUUCCCUUUUGUAUAGAUAUUGCACAGGCUUUCUUGAUUUAUAUUAUUUUGACUUUUCCCCUCCUCUCCUUCUCCUCUCUUCUAGCUAACCUUUUAUUGACAUUUCUCCUUUUCCUUCCCAACUAACCUCAACAUUAUUAUGAAACCUUCCUCUAAGCCCUUUUGUAUAGAUACUGCACAGGAUUUCUUGAUUUACUGUUCACUGGCUUGUUUUCAUUUCUUUCUUCUUGUUUUCCUUUCCCUUUUCUUGUUUUUCCCUCCCCUCUUUCAGUUUUCCUUUCCCUCUUCUCGUUUUCCUUUCCCUCUUCUUGUUUUCCUUUCCCUAUUCUUGUUUUCCUUUCCCUCUUCUUGUUUUCCUUUCCCUAUUCUUGUUUUCCUUUCCCUCUUCUUGUUUUUCUUUCCCUAUUCUCGUUUUCCUUUCCCUCUUCUUGUUUUUCUUUUCCUCGUCUCGUUUUCCUUUCCCUCUUCUUGUUUUCCUUUCCCUCUUCUUGUUUUCCUUUCCCUCUUCUUGUUUUCCUUUCCCUCUUCUCAUUUUUCCUUCCCCUUUUCUCAUUUUCCUUUCCCUCUUCUUGUUUUCCUUUCCCUCUUCUUGUUUUCCUUUCCCUCUUCUUGUUUUCCUUCCCCUCUUCUUGUUUUCCUUUCCCUCUUCUUGUUUUCCUUUCCCUCUUCUCAUUUUUCCUUCCCCUUUUCUCAUUUUCCUUUCCCUCUUCUUGUUUUCCUUUCCCUCUUCUUGUUUUCCUUUUCCUCGUCUCGUUUUCCUUUCCCUCUUCUUGUUUUCCUUUCCCUCUUUUUGUAUUCCUUUCCCUCUUUUAAUUUUCCUUUCCCCUUUCUCGCUUUUCCUUUUCAUUUUUCUCAGCUAUCAUUAGUCCAAAAACCUUCCUCAAUUGUCAUUCAUAUAAACAUUGCACAGAUUUUUCUUGAUUUGCCUUAUUAACACUUCUUCUUUUCCUUCUUUUUGUCCUUCCAUCUUCAAAGUUUUCUCAUUCAUCUCCUUCUCCUCCUUGUCCUUUCUAACUAAUCUCAAGACCCUUCAGCAACAUUUCAACAGAGACCUUCCACUUAAAGCCUUUUGUAUAGACACUGCUUAAGUUUUCUUCAUUUACUGUAUUGAGACUUUUCAUUUCCUUCCUAUUCCCCUUCUCAUCAUUCCCAACUAACUUUAAAAGCCUUUCACUAACAUCACUUAAGAGACCUUCCACUAAGGCCCUUAAUAUCGACAUUGCACAUUUUAUCUUGAUUUACCAUAUUACGACUUUUCUUCCUCCUCCUCCUUCUCCUCGUCCUUCCUAACUAACCUUAAAAACCUUUCACUAACAUCACCACAGAGACCUUCCACUAAGGCCCUUUAUAUCAACAUUGCACAGGUUAUCUUGAUUUACCAUAUUACGACUUUUCUUCCUCCUCCUCCUUCUCGUCCCUCCUAACUAACCUCGAGAGCUGUCAGUAACAUUCAAACUUCUUGUCUUGUGUGUGUCCUAUGAAAGACUAUUUAAGGCAGUGUUAAGGAGUAUUUAUGCAUGGAUAUCAUCUGUGCUGUCAGUCAGUCGGUCAGUCAGUCAGUCAUGAUAGUCCCACUAGACAGAGAGCACUCAUAUUUAUUAUACUUGCUGCCAAUGAGUUCGUCCCUUCAGGCUCAUCCCUUCCCUGGAGAGGUUAUUGAUUGGUUGAUGUGUGGUAGGAGGUCGUGGGUGAUUGGUUGCCAGUGUUGCGUAGAAAAGACAACCUAAGGAACGGUGAGUGUUGAGAGAUUGAAGUUGGUUGGGUAGGAAUAAUAAAUGAACCAAUGAUGUAUGUUAGGAGGUCGUGGGUGAUUGGUUGCCAGUGUUGCGUAGAAAAGACAACCUAAGGAAUGGUGAAUGUUGAGAGGUUGAAGUUAAUUAGCUGGUCAUUUUGGUUGGGUAGGAAAGAUAACCGAACCAAUGAUGUGUGUUAGGAGGUCGUGGGUGAUUGGUUGCUAGCGUUGGGUUGAGAAGAUAACCUAAGUAUGGGUGAGUGUUGAGAGAUUGAAGUUGGUUGGUUGGUCAUUUUGGUUGGGUAGAAAAGAUGACCUGACUAGUGACAUAUGUAAAGGGGUUGCAAUUAUAGUUCAUCAGCUGAGGUUGUUCGUGUUAGGUAGAAAAGACAACCCAAAAAAUUAUGUGCUUCGAGGUUGCAGUGCAUAAUGACUGAGGCUGCAAUUUUUGACAUCAAACAAAGUAAGAAGGUGAGGGAUGGGGGUGAGGUUCAGGGGACAAGACAGUUAAGAUGGCAGUUCAAAUUGAUGCUCUGAAAUAAGAAUGUGAGGGCUACGGUGAGGUUUAAAGGACAAAUUGACUUGAGUUUUUCCUGCCAGUGCUAAAAUAAGAAGGUAAUGAAUAGGGUGAGGUUCAAGGGAUGAGUUGGAGUUUAAACUGACACUCUGAAAUAAGAAAGUGAAGGUUGGGGUGAGGUUUAAGGGAUGAGUUGGAGUUUAAACUGACACUCUGAAAUAAGAAAGUGAAGGAUUGGGGUGAGGUUUAAGGGAUGAGUUGGAGUUUAAAAUGAUGCUCUGAAAUAAGAAAGUGAAGGUUGGGGUGAGGUUCAAGGGAUGAGUUGGAGUUUAAAAUGACGCUUUGAAAUAAGAAAGUGAGGGAUUGGGGUGAGGUUCAAGGGACGUGCAGUUGGCAGCGACUAUAGUAGAGGUUUCUGAAGUUUGUAAAUAGUCCCGAAGACAGAGAUUAUUUAGACACCCUAGAUUUUGCUACCAAGAUCACUGUUGUAUAGAAGUCACUAGGUUUGUUUUGACAGCCAUAUAUUUAUUGUUCUUUUAAGUUUUUUGUAAGACAUGCCAUCCAUCAAACUACUACUACUACUACUACUACUACCAAACCAAUGCAAGAUAUAAUAACAAACACAAAAACAAACAAAAAAAUUAUAAAACUCCCCUAAUUCCUAAUAUUCCACGCAGGUCAUAAUGUUUGUAAAUUCCUUUUUGGGGGUGUGUGGGACGCGUUUGACUGUUAGUUUGUACGUGCUUUUCGAAUUAGUACUUGUAUCAGGGGAGGAAAAAAGACCUUGAAAAUUGAGGUUACGGCGAACGAUUACCAGAAUUGUGGCGCCCCUGCUGAAGUGAGGGUGUGGAAUGUGUUUGGGGUGUCUGGGGUGCAUGGAGGCAUUGUCUGGUGUUUACAAGGGGGUGUGGGGAGAAGGGAGGAGGUUGAGGGGUGUCUGGGGAGGGAGUGUAAGGGAGUGUGGGAGGCUACAUGUCAACGCAAAAGAUGUGACACAAGAAUGCUCCCUCUUCCUCUUGAUGGACUCCUCCCCAACAGACUCUUCCUGCCACUCCCCUUCCCCAUCACACUUCUUUACCUCCCCUCCCUCAUCAACGCUCCCUCCCAUUUACAUCUUUCACGCCUUUCCUACUAUAUCGAUCUUGAGACAUCACUUGCCUCACAUCGACCAACCAUUGAGGCAUCCUUAGGCAACUUUUCAAACUAAAUUUCAAAGACAUUCUGGCAUUACGGUCAAAUUUUUUACACACAUGUGCCGAGGAAAAGUACAGAAACAGUUAACUUCAAUCGCAAUUUUCUCGUUUUCUUGUGGGUGCCGUAACUUCACUUCAGCAGGGAGAGCCACAUUUAUGAAUCAGGAAAAAAAUGAAGGGAAAAUUGAGAGUACUGUGAGACCUGAUACUUUUUUCCUCUGAUGCAAGUACUUAUGUGAAAGGUGUGUGUAUAAAUUGUUGAACGUACAGUUGGUAAAGAGAGUACCGAACAUCCUUGGGCCGACGGAAUGGAAUCUGAGUGCAAUCUAAGGUGUUGUGUUGGUUAGGUUGGUAUCAGUGGCUUGACUCCAUUAGUACCAACCUUAUCAUCUGCCCUCCUCCACCUCUCCUUUUUCUUCUCUCUCUCUGCUUCCCUUCCCCACUAAUUUCACUUCUCCCUCUCUCCCUCUUCUCCCCUUUUGGCAUUCCCUUCACUUUCCCAUCUCUUCCUCCCUCAGUUUUUCUUUUUCCUUCUUCCUCUUUCUCUUCUUCUUCUCUCUCCAUGCCUAAUCUAACUGUAUGGUCUAUCUUCUCCCAUUCUUGUGGUCUGACUUUCUGUGAUCCUUCUCUAUCUUUCUCGGUCCAGUAUUAAACCUUCCUAUAUUUCAAACACUUCCAUAUCUUGUUGCACUGUUCCUCAUCUUCUGGUAGGGUUUUUUGUUGCUGUUGUUGUUAUUUUGCCCUUGAGCUGUGUCCCUUACUGUAAAAACUAUCUUACAUACCCCCCAAAAUUAACUAUCACAACAUGUCUAAAGAUUCAUUUCAGAUUCUAUUCAGUCGAGUCAAGGGUGCUAAAUACUUUUUUUGCCGACUGUGCGUAACUCGUGUGUGAUUUAUCGGUCCGAAAACGUUUGUGGAAAUGGGAUGUUGAUAUUUUUCCUCUUUUUGUAUCUUGUAAAUGUUUCUAUCCUAGGUAAGGCGACAAAAAGUAAAACAUAUCUGCGUUAUGUUGUGAAUCGGCUGUACAUACUGUAUACUAAAUAAUGCAAACUGAUACUGGUG